UGAUGGGUUAGAAGAAAAACAGGGGAAAACCUUGUGUGUUGGGGAAUGAGUUUCUUCUUGUAUUUGUAGAUUAAGUCUUGUUAGCGUUGAAAUUUUUGGCAGGAUGUUGGUCGGUUAAAGAGCUUCUUAGUUCAUGCACCAAAUUAGGGAAAGAGGGAGUUAUGACCACUCUGAAGUAUGUAGUAAGAACAAAUGCAGGCUCCAAAGAAUGCCAUGCCCGACAUCUCGGGGUUAUGUUUUCCUUCAUUUUGAGUCGGAGGAAGUUCUCCAACCACGUCUUUCGAUUGGGGAAUUACAGAAAUGGAAAUCACUUAUAAGUCAAUUUACUUGAAAAUAAAUACGCGUGCACAUUAUGCUCAUGUGGUGUAUUUCCAGCAUAUCAGAAUACUGUAUAAUUUUAGAGAAGAAAAAUCAUAUGAUGAAUGGUGUUUAGCAAAUCGGGUAGUUCAUUCUUGCGGUGCGAAUAACACCUCAAUUUUAUAUAGGCCACCAAGAGGUUUGAUUACUCUGUUGAUAAGAGAUUAGGUUGGAUAUUGUUUCCUUUGGUGAGUUCUAGAGUAACUUUUGUGCUUCGUGUUCCUGUCAAUACCAAAAACGAAAAAAAAUGCGUGACAUUCAUAUUUAUCCAGUUCAUGAAAACUGAGUAAUGAUGCCUACAUCUGGUUAAAAUAUAACUUCAUAUGCUUUUUUUUUUUUUUUUAUAUUGAUGUUUGGACUUUUUUAAUUGUAAUACAGAGAUUUGUGCCUUUCUAGGACAUAAAUAUUAUAAAAUUUGAUCAUAUGAUCAGUAACAUUGUUAGUCAUUUCAAGGUUCUUCUAUGAGAAGGUUGUCUGAAGAACACGAGGCGAUGAUGCGCACGAACCACCUCCACCUCCUCCUCCACUGACCCCCGUGACGCCGCUGUACAUGGCUCGCCGUCGCCGUCGCCCGGGAGAAGAUGGAGGCGUCGACCCGGAUGUCGGGGCCGGACUUCGUCUCGAGAGCCCACACUUCUUCAAGAUCAUUCUCUCCGACACCCUUGAAUCCGGGAAGCUCGGAAUCCCGAAAAAGUUCUUAGGAAGAUAUGGAAAGGAUCUCUCAAGCUUGGUGCUACUCAAGGUUCUGGGCAGUUCGCCCUGGACUAUAGGAGUAGAAAAGUGUAACGAUGACGAAGUUUGGUUGUGGAAAGGGUGGCGAGAAUUUAUGCAGCAUUACUCCAUUGGUCACGGUCACCUCAUAGUUUUCAAAUAUAAAGGGAGCUCCACUUUCCGCGUGAUGAUUUUCAACAAGAGUUCUUCGGAGAUCGAUUAUUCAUCGAGCAGCAUAUCAAACCUGGGGAGUGGAUUUAUCUCGCCAGAGUGGGAGGAUGUGAUAGAAAUGGAAGAUUCGGAGGAUUCCGCAUCUCAUCAAAAAAUGAGGGUUGAAGCUCAUUCACCAUGUUCUCAGCUGAGUCCAAGCUGCUCAUCACAAGAUCUUGAAGAUGGGGCUGGGCAGUCUAGAAGCAGAGCUAGCCAUUCUAAGCCGGUUUCUGGUGGUUCUAUGAGUCCAUGGCCUCUCUCUAGUUUUGAAUUGGCUAGCAAAUUUGACUCAGAGUAUCCUUUUUUCAAGGUGGUGAUGCGGCCAUCUUAUAUGAAGAAGGAAGCGUAUGUUCCUCGUAGGUUCAUCAUUCAGCACAUUCUGGAAAUCAAGGAAAUCGUGACUCUUAGGCAUUCAGGCAGAUCGUGGCCGGUGAAGCUUUGGAGCAAUCCACAUUCAGUCCAUGGGGCGGCGUUCUCUUCUGGUUGGGGCGCAUUUGUGAGAGGAACUCGCUUGCAUGUAGGAAAUGUCUGCGUGUUCGAGCUGAUUGAUAGGGAUGAUAUUGUGUUCAGAGUCUACAUUUUCAGUAGCAAAGGCACGUGCAAACAGUCUAAAUGCAGAGCGAACCAUCUUGAGCCGGUAUUUCAUGACCCUACUCCUCCGAGGCCUCUCACUACUCCUGAAUUAGCCAGAGAUUUUGAUUCAGAGCAUCCUUUCUUCAAACUGGUGAUACGGGAAUGUCAUUUGAAGACACUGAGUGUUCCUGAUCGAUUCAUCAAGCAACAUAUUCGAGAAAACAAGGGAAUGGCAACUCUUAGGUAUUCGGACAGAUCAUGGCCGGUGAAGCUCUUACGAUGUAAAAAUAAAAAGAUGGCGUCAUUCUCUGCUGGUUGGAUUGCAUUUGCGAGAGAAACUCAUUUGUGUGUAGGAAACGCCUGCGUGUUUGAGCUCAUCGAUAGGGAAGAUAAUGUGUUCAAAGUCUCCAUCUUCAGCGACGGCGGUAAGGACCAGAUUCACAUUGAUUGAGGUGAUUACGGGACAUGUUACUUUAGGCUGUUCGCAGCGUCAAUGUAAAUCCAGGAUAUCAAAUUAUGCUUCCUUCAUCCAGCAAUGGCAGAUCGAUGAAACGGAGACACUUUUUUGUUCAUGUUUACUUGUUUUUUGGUGGUAGUUUCAGUUCUAUGGUUCCAUUUGGGAAUAAUC
This is a messenger RNA of Eucalyptus grandis, 2479 nucleotides long. Its product is annotated as B3 domain-containing transcription factor VRN1. The transcript is spliced from 6 exons. Lineage: Eukaryota; Viridiplantae; Streptophyta; Magnoliopsida; Myrtales; Myrtaceae. Gene Ontology annotation, molecular function: DNA binding. Bases 908 to 2302 code for a protein of 464 amino acids. The record is from RefSeq and is a predicted model, not a curated record.